Chelonus insularis is the source of this 2405-nucleotide messenger RNA. Its product is annotated as basic salivary proline-rich protein 1. The transcript has 4 exons. The coding region runs from base 256 to 2235 and encodes 659 amino acids. Lineage: Eukaryota; Metazoa; Arthropoda; Insecta; Hymenoptera; Braconidae. The record is from RefSeq and is a predicted model, not a curated record.
ACCGACCAUUUUGUUUUUGGAGCAACAAACUGUUUACUUAUCGAUUUUAGAAAUUCUAAAUAUUAUUGUAUGAGGGCGCCUCAUGUUUUUUCUGAAUGACGCCAUAUUCCUGAAGCAGAACACAAAAGUUCAAUGGCUGCCUUUCAUUAUUAUCAUAAAUCUUAUUAAUAAACGUAUAAUUCAAGUGAUAAAAACGUAUUAAAUAUCUUAUAGUGACUUAGAUUUAAGAAUUGACGUGUUUAAAGUUCUUUUAAAAUGUCUGUGACUUUUGCACAACGUGCUGGAAGGCCACCACCGAGCCCUGCUCAAAUACAAAAGAUGCUAGAUGAGAAUAGUCAUCUUAUUCAAACAAUACAAGAUUUUCAAAACAAAGGAAAGAGUCAAGAAUGUCUUCAAUAUCAACAGAUUUUGCAUCGCAAUUUAGUAUAUCUUGCUUCGAUCGCUGAUGCCAAUCAAAACAUUCAAGCCUUGUUACCGCCCCCACAAGGUAUGCCUCCAAUGGCUAAUGGCCCUCAACAUAAUAUGAUGGGACCUCAGGGACCAUCAAGUGGUCCUCCUAGUGGCACUGGCCCAGGUGUAGAAAUGCCACCAAAUCCACCACAGCCAAUGCCUAUGGCAGGUUUUAAUCAAGGUCAGCCAACUGGUCAUGGUGGUUAUAGAGGUCCUCCAGUUAUGUCUGGACAGGGUCCUGCAAUGAAUCGACCCAAUACAGGCCCAGGCCCUCAACAAUAUCGUGCUGCUCCCCAAGGAUAUCCUCAACAACCAUCACAGGGAUAUCCAUCUUCUUAUGGUGGACAAAAUCCUGGUGGAAAUUAUCAAGGUCCUCAAGGUUCUGGAUAUGGGUCAGGACAGCCUAAUCAAUAUGGAACUCCUCCGAAUGCACCACAACAAGGAUAUCCUACAUCGACACAGCAAAAUUAUGGUCCUCCUACUACUGUUAACAGCUAUGGAAACCAGCCAGGAAAUUAUCCACCACCAGGAGGAAAUCCACCUGGUCAGGGAUACGGUCCACCACCUCCUCCAAACCAACAACCAUAUCCUCCUCCAACUUCAACUCAACAAAACUUUUCUCCAAAUCCUCAACAACAACAACAGCCCCCUGGACAGUACGGAAGUCCUAGUCCUCAGCCAAAUUAUCAGCCUCAAUCUCAACCACCUUCUCAGAAUGCAUAUGGAGCAAAUCAAUCUCCUGGUAAUUAUCCACCACCCCCAAGCUCUCAAGCUUAUCCUAAUAAUGUUCCUCCUCAAAAUUAUCCUCCUCCAGCUACUUCGAAUAACGUGGCUCAAUCGACACAAGGACCGCCACAACAGUCUGGUCCUCCUCAGAAUUAUGUUAGCCAACCAAGUCCAGGUACUGGUCCUCCAGGUCCACCUUAUGGGCCUUCAUCAAAUUCUCCUCCUUUCAGUAGUAGUGGAGUUAGUGGAAUCAAUACUUACGUUCCAAGUAAUCAAUCCACUAGCACUCCUUCUGCAUCCACUCAAACUUAUCCACCUACUAGUGGACCUCCUCCAGCGACAGUUCAAGCUGGCAAUUAUGUUCCAGGGCCUACUCCUUCUGGUUAUCCAGUUCAUCAACCUUCACAUUUAGUUCCACAUCCUCAUCCUGGACCUCAUCAAAUUCCUCAUUCAUCACCUGCGCAGUCUCAAUCCGGACCACCACCACAAUCGCAGCCGCCUGGAUCUCAACAGCCACCUCCAUCACAGCCCUCUUCUCAGCAACAGUCUCAACAGCCGCCAACGCCAUCAUCACAGCAGCCACCACAAGGGCCUCCCCCAGGACCACCACAACAGCAAGGAGGUCAACAACCUCCUCCCCAAUCGCAGCAUCAUCAAUCGCAAUCACCAAGUCCAGUUCCAAGUAAUUUCCCACCAUCAUCAGGUAACAUUUCGCAAGGGCCUCCUUCAGGGCCACCUGGACCACCUUCUCAACAACCACCAGGAGGAUAUGGACCUCCCCAAUCUCAUCCAGCAACGACGCAGACUUAUGUACCUUCAGGACCAGGUCAACCACCUCAAGUUUAUCCUCCACAUCCACCAAGUCAAGGUGGUCAACCUCAUUAUGGACAUCCACCGUAUCCACCACAAAAUUACCCACCACAUCCACCACCACCUUCUGGACAAGGAUAUCAAUAUCCACCUCGUCCUCCUGCAGGCCAUAUGCCACCACCCCCGGGUCCUCAAGGUCCACCACCGAAUCAGUAUGGAGGUUAUGGUUAUCAGCAACCACCGCAGUGAUAUAAUAGGAAUUUUAUUCAAAAAUGAUUAUGCAAAUUUUCGAUGUUAUAAUUAUAUCAUAAAUAUGUUUAUCGCAUUGGAAUUUUUAUAUUUUGAACUUUAUUAACUUCAGUUUAUGUUUAAUGGACUAUUGUGUAUUCUUUUUAUGUUUUUAAAGAAAAAAUAAAGCU